Molecule: messenger RNA, 2247 nt
Organism: Aedes aegypti (yellow fever mosquito)
Lineage: Eukaryota; Metazoa; Arthropoda; Insecta; Diptera; Culicidae
Product: cilia- and flagella-associated protein 206
Exons: 6
Coding region: 300-2192 (630 amino acids)
Biological process (GO): regulation of cilium beat frequency
Cellular component (GO): ciliary basal body; axoneme
Source: RefSeq, a predicted model, not a curated record
AGUUAUGAAGAGUUGACUGUAGCUUGAAGUUGAAAAGUGUUGCAAGUUAGUUACCCCGUUUGACUGUAAUAAUUAUUCUGUUCCAGUAAAAAAAGAGAUGCAAAAAAUUAAACCGGCAUUGGCCUGGGAAUGGGUAUUUUGGUAUUAAGGAAGUUUUCCAUAGCAAUACAUAAAUAUCUCGUAGCAACCACCGAAACAACCACGCAAGCAAAAAUAAACAAAAAUCAUACGGCAGUCGACUUUCCACCCCAUUCAGGAACAGUUUUCCUUCCAAUAAAGAUUGUUAUCUGCCGUGGAUCAUGACUUCGAACCAUCUUAAAACCUAUCUUUUGGAAUCAAACGCGAAUCUUAAGCCGUUGUUCUACGAGAUCGUUAAGCAAUGUGAGCGCCAGAACAUUCGAUAUGAUAAACAUUUGGUUACGUUCGUAAUGAACCUCCUCAGUUUGGAUCCACAGUUCGAGAUUUACAUGGAAACGCUGAGUGCCGACCGCCGGAAUCACGACGAUUUUGUUAAGGAAUGCGUACAACGAUUGUCAGAGGAUCGUUCCCCGGCAUUGAUUACGCUGAAAAUGCAACUCUACUUCUUGGAAAAUUUCUUCAAUCGGGAUGAAGUUGUGGAAAAACAUAUGAGAAAUCUACAGCUCAAAACGGCACAUUUGUUGAAGGAAAUCACCGAGAACGACGUCAUCACCAAGGACGAACAGGAGGAAAUAUUCAACAAAAUUAUCAUCGAUAUCGUUUUGCACAUGGGGUUGGGGAGCCCAGACAACAAGGAGGUCAUCAACGAAACCAUGAAGGCAUUGAACUCUGUCAUGUCUCGCAGCGAUAAAGCCAAGUUCGUUACCCUGGACAAAAAGGAUCGAUUGCUGGCACUGAAGGAUAUACGGGAAAUUGUCUGCGGCAUUCGUAUUUUUAACAAACAUGCAGGAAAUUCCACCAAUGGAAUGUCGGAUCUCCCCCGAGUAUUGGAUCAGUCACACGACUCCACAAAGUCCAUUCUUCAAAUCACCCUUUGCGAAAUAAUGGACAAAGUCAACCUUCUCACAAGCGCAUUAAAUUCUUCUAUAGCAUACGACUUGAGGAACAGGACGAUUGUCACGCUUCUACCAGAGAAUAUCUCAUCAGAUGACCUGGAUAAUCUCAAAGAUCUCCUAGUUAUGUAUCGUCAACAUGAAGUGUAUACUCGUAAGCUUAUCGAUGAGCUAGCUUUGAUUAAAUUCAACAUCGACACAUGUAAUCAGGAGUACAACAGCAAGCUGAUAAAAAUCCAUGAAUCAGUUCAAUAUCGGACGGCCAUUCCAACGGAUAGAGUCUUUCCAAAAUUUUCGGAACUGACACGCAUUUGGCUACAGUUUCAAAACUACAUCUAUCUGCUCUCGGAAAUCAACCAGAUCAGCAAUACCUUGACCAAUCUCACCGAACGCUGUCUGAGCUUUGACGAUUUGGCCUACCGUUUGCUGGGGGAAUGCCAGAUCCAUACCGAUGUCGACAGACUGAACAAAACCAAAGGAAAACGUCUUCUCAUGGGCGUUGAAAAUGCCUGUGAAGUUGUGGCAUAUUCACCCGGGAUGAAGAUUGAACUGUUGAAGUUUUGCGUGUGGCAUUUGGCUGAGGCUAAUGGGGUGCUGAUGCCAGGCAAUACCGAUAUGGGAGUGUGUCAACAUCAGAAGGAUUUUUAUGCAUUCAAUAUUCCUGAGGCAGCGAUAUUUUUCGAUGAAGAUCCAGAUAAAUACAUAUUCAAAGUUGUGACCUUAGCUCGAAAGAAGAUUCAACUCGUUGCAUUCCUGGACAUAUUUUAUAAAGUUCAAACUGCAUACAACUCCCACAGCAGAGAAGUGUUUCGCCUAAAAGCCCCCGUCACCUGCGAGCAACAGAUUCAAACCGAAUUGCAUCCAGUUCCGUCGAACAUCGACCGUCAAUACCGGUGGAACAUUUGGGACCUUCGUCGGGAAGCGAUUGAACUGACCAAUCUGCGCAUGAAACGAACAAGUUCCAGUCAGACGGCAAAAGUCAAGCAAACGCAAGUCUAUUUGCCCAAGAAUCAAGGUACUCAAACUAAAGUUAAUCGCGCUACCGAAACCGAGGAACGGCGCCCACGUAUCAAGAAGCCCGAGACGGCACCAUCACCGCUUCAAGUGUACAGUAUGACUGUCGAAGAUUUCAGCUCAGCAACGAUGAGCCGAAUUAAAUGAAUUUAGUAAAUAUGAUUGAUUGACAGAUUCCAAUAAACUAGUAAACUGAAUAGUA